AUGUCUUCGUUAAAUGAACGGGAGUUAUCCACGCGAGCGGGGUUUACUGAUGUCGCCAUCAAAAGCACGGAUGGAUUGCUACACGGCCGAAAAGUUGGGAAGCCCUCCCAUGCCUAUAGCACUAGUUUAGGAAGUCGAUAUGCUGGUUUCCUUGGUCUCAUCAGUACAACAAUUUUCAGCAGUCUCCUUUUAGUGGCGGACAAACGAAAUGCCGCAAUAUCGGGCGGUAUCGUGUAUGAUGCAAUCGUUCAUAACCGAGCCUCCGUCCAGAUUAUAGUUCAAGUUAUCGCAGCUGCACUUGGACUUAUUCAGGUGGCGGCAAUAUGUCGCCUCUUUAACUAUGCUACUAGAAUCCGCCUAAAGCAACGUGCGAUCCCCCUUGAUCUGCUGAACUUCUGGAACGGAAUCAGUCUAUCUUCGAUGCGAUGGAACUUACGUUGGAUGUAUCUUCUACUUCUUCUUAUAUUUACGUCUGUUUGUGCGAUUCCUUCUGCAUUGUGGGCAGGUGCAAUCACGCCUAUCGAUACUCAUAAAGUGCGGCCGGCAAACGUCACAAUUCCUCAAUAUUCAAACAUGUCCUCAGUCAAAGAAUGGCCUUCCGAGAUUGAUGCAGACGGUCCGCAAUUUAGAACCGAGAAAGGAUAUUUUACUUAUUCCCCUGCUAUGCAUUACCUGGGGCUCCUUUCACAAUCUCUUUCUACAGCGACAACUAUGGACGGUUCGCCACGCCAACAUGGAAAGUUUGACAACACAAAGUUCUUAUACAUCGGUCGAUCAUAUGGAAUAGGCGCGUCAGUAGGCCUCGCCGAUGAUGAUAUCCUAAGCAAUACGAUUACCACGGGAUAUAAAUAUCAAGAAGUAGGAUACUCAGCUGCAACCAAGUGUAUCUACAACCAGUCUUCCGAUUUCACCAUAAUUCAUAACGGCUUGCAGUUAUUUGCAGCCAGGGGUCGACUACCCGACUCUGGUCUCAAUACUACAGGAGAAUAUUCUGUUUAUCUUGGACAUUCAGUCAAUUCGCUUGUUGCCAUUGGUGUUGCUGCCGCAAACACGGGUUACAAUCCAAGGUACCUUGCGAUUGCGGCUGGAAGCGAUUAUGGAUAUUUGAACACGACUCAAUGCAGAACUGAGUUCAUUCCAUCACUCUUCAAUGUAUCCGUCGCACUUGCCGGGAAAAACAUCACUGUAACACGAGCAAACGCGACGACAGAAGAUAUCGAACCAAGCGGAAAUCUAACGCAUGUCGUUGAAAGACAAUUUGAGUUAGCCUCGAAUGAUCUGACGGGUAUUUAUCAGAGCAUUCUUGGAAGUGCGCUUAACUUCAGCAUCGCCGAUUAUCAAACAUUUGUCAAUAGCUCCUCCUUCAAUGAGUUGAGGCCAACAGAUGAAGAGAUAAAUUUGACGGGAAUACAAAAUUCUGUCACAGCAAUGAUCGAUGACCUUCUCGUCGCAUACGCGAGCGCGCAACUGAUGAUCGCCAACGAUACCAAGACGGUCGAUGCGAUAGUCACUUAUGCUGCCGUACGCCUCGGUCAGCCAAUCUACGUAUACUCCGUCUUUUUCAUCAACCUUGCCAUCAUACUUGUGGUUAUGAUUGAAGCGUUCAGAACUCGGAGCUGGACUCAUCUCACACCGUUUGAUUAUAUUGAUUUGAGUGCGCUUGCAGUUGCUAGCUCUAGAGGUGGAUAUCAUUUGUCUAAUGCACUUGCGGCUGUUGGUAGAAAGGUCGAGAAUAUCAAUACGGAUUUGAGAUUGCGACAGACGAGUACUGGGUUCAGUUUAGGGCUGGCUAAGAUGGACCCUGAUGAGAAUAUACAGAGUUGGAUAUGA
This is a messenger RNA of Sclerotinia sclerotiorum 1980 UF-70, 1830 nucleotides long. RefSeq lists its product as hypothetical. The transcript has 2 exons. The coding region runs from base 1 to 1830 and encodes 609 amino acids. The record is from RefSeq and is a predicted model, not a curated record. NCBI's taxonomy places the organism in Eukaryota, Fungi, Ascomycota, Leotiomycetes, Helotiales, Sclerotiniaceae.